AUGGUGACCUUUGCACAGCAGGUCUUCGACGGGCCGUGUCCAAUCUCCUACCUCCGCGCUCGGGUGGCUGCAGUGGUGGGCGCCAAUCAGACUCAUCCCGGAAACGGAAAGCUCGCCCUUUGCUGUGGUGGAAUUGAACUCGAAGGUUUCUUGGAAGUGGUUUCGGUUGGGUCCAAGACGGAGGUGGCACAGAAUCUCUCGCCGGAUUUCUGGGUGAAAUCCGGGGCCGAUCUCGUGGACAGAGAUGAGCCUGUUUGCAGGCUCGUGGCCCUCACCGAGCCUGGGAACAGGCGUUGGAGCUUAUUGCUUUCCAUGUCCCAUGUGAUCGCUGAUGGUUACACCUUCUACACCAUCCACAACAUGCUCGACCAAAGUGCCAGAGUCUGGCGCUUGGAGGCAAGACGAGCGAGCUUCAACCCCAGGACUUGCUUGAAGGAUGCUCCGUUUCAUGGCAAGUGGCUUUUCUGGACUCUGCAACUCAUGUCGGCGAAGCUUCGCUCUGCCAAGCGGCAGUCGCAGCAGCCCAUUUUUCGCAUCCGCUUUGUGAGGAAGGAGUGGAUCGAGGAGCAGAAGCAGGCGUUUGCAUCGGAGCCGGAUGCUCCCUUCGUCUCGGCCAACGACUUGCUGACCUCCUGGUUUUUCCGGGUCACGCAGCCGUCAUGCGGUGUGAUGACGAUGAACAUGCGCGAUCGCAUGGAGGGCGUUGGAGCCGAACAUGCCGGAGUCUAUACCACCGUCCUCAUCUUCUUCCCGGAGGAGUACAAGUCCGCAGCCAACAUCCGCCGCGCCGUGUACAGAAAGUCACCAGCCUGUACUCUUCAAGGGCUGCAGCAAUGUCCGGGAUGGGGUGACCGAUGUGGAUUUGUAACAUCUUUCCAUACCUUUUACCGAGACUUGCAGAUGAAAGGUUGCAGCCAGUUGCUGCACUUUCCAUCUGGGAGCGAAGAGGCCAAUGCUCGUCCCCCAUUCGCUGCCAUUUUCAAGCCCGCCAAAGACAAGCUGGUUAUGCUGACCGUCACAGAAGAUGAGCUUCCGGCCGGCCCACUAGGGGAGAGCUUUCGGGGCGCCGGUGCACUGGAAUCCUGA
Molecule: messenger RNA, 1086 nt
Organism: Symbiodinium sp. CCMP2456
Lineage: Eukaryota; Dinophyceae; Suessiales; Symbiodiniaceae
Source: the annotation of a GenBank genome assembly